This is a messenger RNA of Corticium candelabrum, 2778 nucleotides long. RefSeq lists its product as uncharacterized. Bases 1 to 2778 code for a protein of 925 amino acids. The record is from RefSeq and is a predicted model, not a curated record. Lineage: Eukaryota; Metazoa; Porifera; Homoscleromorpha; Homosclerophorida; Plakinidae. Gene Ontology annotation, molecular function: DNA helicase activity. Gene Ontology annotation, biological process: telomere maintenance; DNA repair. The transcript is spliced from 4 exons.
AUGCAGCUGCAAGGCCGGAGAGCUAACGUGGAUAGGCAAGUGUGUCUAAAUGCUAGACGCGUAGCCGAGUACUGCGCAAAGUAUGCGAGCAAGCCCGAGAGCAGGUCGGUACCGAUGCGAGAGGCCUUUAAGUUGGUUGUCGACAGCGUUAACGAUGAUGACAAUAUCAAAAAAGUCGUGCAGAAGUUACUCACAAUGUCAGUCGCUGACCACGACUUUUCAGCUCAAGAAGCGUGCCAUCUCUUGACCGGCGAACGGUUAGUUACAUGUUCACGGUCUUUUAUCGUGACCUCUCUCGACGGUGAAAGAGAAGUAGACCAGGACACUGCACGACAGGAUGAAGGAGAUGUGGCAACACAUCCAUCGCUGCUAGAUAUGUACAUGAACCGUCCACGUACUCGACACUUUGAGGUCACGUGCUUUAUGGAUUUUGCAGCCAGCUAUCGGAUAACGAGAAAGUGUGGGAUAAAGAAACGUGAAACUCCGGUAGUCGUAAGGAUUAUUCCUCAGAUAACCCCUAAUAGCCAAAGUGAAACAACAUCGAGGCGCUACUGCAUGCAGCAACUUGUGAAAUACAAACCGUUUAGAUCGGUAGACGACUCGACAAGUUCAUUUGACGGUGAUUCUAUUCGAGCAUUCGGUGAGUUUGUGACUAAGCCAGAAAAUAGUAAACUGAAAACGCGCAUUAGCCUUUCCAAAAAUAUCAAUCGAUUUCUUGCCGACUGCACCGAAAUUAGGGUCACGGAAGUUACGUCAGAGAAAGAAAUCUCUACCGAAAAUCGGCACGCUACUGAAGAAUGGAUGCUCUUAUGUCGUGUUACUGACGAGCAGAGUGAGUUUGACUGGCUUGCCAGUGCUGCUAGAUACAGUAACGUCGAAGAAGCUGUGACGUUUCUAGCGCAAAGUCAAGCUACAACAAGACUUUCAGAUCGUCAUGCCGUUUGCUUUGAUCUCGCAUCUCUCGAUGGCAACCAAAGUCUAGCAUAUGACAUAGUGAGAGUUCAUAAAGACGUCACAGACGCAGGUACCGACUCUGACUCAUUGAAACUAAUUGUUAGUGGUACAGCAGGGACUGGCUCGAGGUCACUCUUAGGACACGGGUGUCGUAUUGUCGCUCCCACCGGUAUUGCCGCUUUUAGCAUCAACGGUCAAACUCUUCACUCUUUGCUGCGCUUGUCGAUUCACUCUGGAAAGUAUUCCGAACUUCGAGGACAUGCACUAAAAGAAAUCCAGAGCGAAUUAGCGGACUGCAAAUAUCUCAUUAUUGGCGAAAUGUCGAUGGUCGGUCAUAAGCAGUCGGCUCUAGUACAUCGAAGGCUAACAGAGAUUUUCCCUCAAGAGGCUCAAAAGCCUUUUGCAAACAUCGGUAUCGUUAUGAUAGGCGACUUUGGACAACUUGCUCCAGUGGGAGAUACGCCUCUUUUCAAUCCGGACUCCAAAAGCUAUGAUUCUGAUCUUGGAAGAGCGAUGUACCUCACCAUGAAUAGAGCAGUUAUUUUGACUGUAAUACGACGGCAAGCCGGAAACGAUUCAGAACAAAUAUAUUUUCGUGAGACCCUAGCAAGACUUAGAAACGGACAGGUGUCUGAAGAUGAUUGGCAUCUUCUGAUGACAAGAACACCAGAGGCAGUACGUCGACGUGGUGCAGAGAAUAUGACUGAGUUUGAAAAGGCAGUACGAUUGUUUUCUCGGCUGGAACGGGUUGUCGAAUACAAUUGUGAGUAUCUGCGAAAGCUAAAUAACCCUAUAGCUAGAGUGGAAGCUCGUCACAGUUGCCAGGAAGCAAGGAAUGCUUCUACCGAAGACGCCGGUGGUCUUUCUCCUUUACUGUAUCUUUCCGUGAAUGCACGCGUUAUGUUGACUGCGAAUCUUUGGACUCGGGCAGGGUUAGUGAACGGUGCUAUGGGCUGUGUCGAAGACAUUAUUUACCAACACUACGGACCCCCGAGUUUACCUAUAGCAGUCAUAGUCAAAUUUGAUAAAUACUCGGGUCCGACAUGGGGUGGUGAAAACUGUUUUCCCAUAAUUCCAGUCGAAAGAUCAUGGAGAUCAGAAGACAAACAUCUCUGCAGAACGCAAAUACCUGUCAGACUAGCUUGGGCUAUUACUAUUCAUAAAUCUCAGGGACUAACCCUAGAGAGAGCAGUCGUAGACCUCGGAGAAAAAGAGUUUGCCACUGGGCUGUCUUUUGUGGCGCUCUCACGGGCAAGAAGUGAAAGACACGGUCAAAUGUCAAAAACAACACUACGUCAUUUUCGGCAUCUUGCAAGAUCGGGAUCAAAGAUACAUUCUGUUUCUGGUGAUACCACUGGUACCGGUAGUGAUGAUAUUGUGGCUACCAAUAAUACUGCGCGCACUGUUGCUGCCGAUGUUCUUAUCACUGGUAGUGCUACUAUUGUCACUGUUCCUUUUGCUGAUACUGCCGCUAAUUCUGUCAAUAAUCUCGACACCGCUAGUGCUGAAUUCUAUGCAGAUGAAUACGUCGAACGUAUGGCUAUAUCUUCAACUUGGGCUACUGAUGCCGAAAUACGUGCUACGGCUACCCUUCUGCAAACUUCAAUAUAUGUUUUCACCGAAGUUUUGACUUCACACGUGAAAUCGUGGCAGUGGAUGUUGUUUAAACCAGAUUUCUCAUGGCAAUCUCCAUUGCAACCAUCGUGCAGUCGGAUUGAAAUUCUGAACAUACCCAACUUGCAUUACGACCUAAUUGUGCCGUUGCAGCCCAAUGUUGCUUUGGUACCUCCGGAUAUUACUGAUGCAGUAGGAACCCACAGCUAA